CAAUGAGUCGAUACAAAGACCUUAAGGCCAUUGAAACCAAUUAUUAUUCCAAAAUGGAUAAUGUGUUGUAUGUCUGAAAACGCUGAUUUGUGACUGUACACUACCGUUUAUCGGAGUAUUUGAAUUUGGAAUCAACACUACUAGAGGCAGAUAAAUAGAAGAUACCAGCAUGGUUGAAAACUCACCAGCUCCACUACCGGAAAGAGCUAUAUAUGGUUUUGUUCUUUACUUAGGCUCCCAGUUUGUCUUUAUUCUGUACCUUGUCUGGGCCUACAUACCUGAAUCCUGGCUUUUCUCAGUGGGGUUAACAUACUGGCCGCAAAAAUUCUGGGCUGUCGCUCUGCCUGUAUACCUUUUAGUUAGUUUGGGAAUAGGCUAUGUACUCCUCUUUGGGAUAAACAUGAUCAGUACUGCACCACUGAAUUCCACACACACCAUUACAGAUCACUAUGCUAAAAACCAGAAACAGAAGAAACCACAAGACGAGGCUAUCCCUGCACUAAGGGAUAUUUCUAUUAGUGAAGUAAACAAAAUGUUUUUCCUGACUGGCAUAGACGACUGUCCUAGAAACUGAUGGCACAUGUUGUUUAUAACCCCAUUCAUACUGAAAAGACUUCUAAAUUCCUGAGUUAAAAACAUUGGCAAUGAAGUGCAAAAAUGCUUUACUUUGGUGACAUUACGUGAAAGUAGCUCUAACAUAAGGCUGCAUUAUUUACUAUGCAUCUUUCAGCAAUUGGAGGACCUUUCCCAGUGUAUCCUAGCCCCACAAGCCAGAUGCCACUUUGUCGUCUGUCCAUGCUGCACCCAUACCCCUUAUAUAAUUCAAAUAUAGCCUGUUGUCUUGUCCCCACCCCUUACAGUCAGGAUUCUAAACCUCCCUGAAAGCCUACAAGACUACACCAGGAUACCUGCUGCAGAUGUUCUGCUUGAAAGUGUAAAGGGCUGUAGGGAUGCUGGAACAUUGGAAUGCAACAGAGGGAGCAGGGACAAAGAACACUAUGGUGGUAAUUGACCACACAUAAGCCUUGUUAGGUAGGAAUGUAUGUUGUGCCCUCAACAGUUUUCACCUUGAAUUACCAGCAUCCUCCAGUUCUCCCUGGACAGAGAGAGACCUUAUGCUGUCAGAAGUAUGUCAAAGGAUUAACAGCCAGCCCCAAGUCUUUAUAGGAAGUGGGGGAAAUCACCUGAACCAAUUCUUCUGUUCGUUGAUGAAGGUUAGCAUAAUUCCAAGCCGCUAGGCAGCCUGGCAGGGGAAGGUGUUCGCUUGGACUAGGCACAAAUGAAUGUCAAGAGCCUAACUGUCCUACCUUAAGACUCUUCAAAGAAUUCUCAUACUCACACCACAUAGGGAUCACUCUCAGAUGGUCAAGGGAAGUGGCAAAGGAAUAGAGAACCAUAUUCAUUAUGUUUAGCCAAGGUAGUCAGAGAUGACAGUACAACAUGAGUUGCAUGAAGGCAGGAAUACACUUGCUUGAUGAAGGUGUUAACUGAAAAGGAGAUUGCUCUGCCUACUGCUGGGAAACUUGACAUAAAGACUCCGGUGGUGUGGGGGCUUCAACAUCAACCAACUUUUUUCCUCUUCCCUCAUUUCCUUGGUUUGUUUGCCACUUAGCCUGAUGAAGAAUUCUGGAGAAGCUGAACACCAUUUUGUGACACUUUGGUUCAGGUUUUGGCCUCGUUUGGAUUUUUCUUAUGGCCAAACCUUUGUCUUUUGGAGAAUACUAAAUUUAGCUGUACAGCAGCAAGUUCCUAUAUUGGAAGAUGGGAUUUUAUUAUUUUCCCAGCUAUUAGAUAAAACUACUUAAUUUGG
Elgaria multicarinata webbii is the source of this 1810-nucleotide messenger RNA. It is a transcript of the gene PIGP, whose product is annotated as phosphatidylinositol glycan anchor biosynthesis class P. The transcript is spliced from 5 exons. Gene Ontology annotation, cellular component: endoplasmic reticulum. The record is from RefSeq and is a predicted model, not a curated record. Lineage: Eukaryota; Metazoa; Chordata; Lepidosauria; Squamata; Anguidae. The coding region runs from base 170 to 574 and encodes 134 amino acids. Gene Ontology annotation, molecular function: phosphatidylinositol N-acetylglucosaminyltransferase activity. Gene Ontology annotation, biological process: GPI anchor biosynthetic process.